AAGAAAUAUUAUCAUAGAUUCAGGGAACGAGGUUUCGAGUCACCGCAUCGAAACAUUCGCUUACCCUUCCGAAUGAUAUUCAAGAAGAAUAUUUUCUGUUCAGUUUCUUUUUAUAAAAAGGGAUUAAAUGUAUCACGUUGCGUAUGAUCGAUGUUACUCCAAUUUUCGAUUUUUAUUUGUUGCAAAAAGGCUUUUACUGCUUUGCUACACUACCAGAUAUAUAAAAAAAUGUCGAAAAAUAUAUUUUACAUUGAAAUAUACGAUUCUUUUAAACGUACGAUUGUACUUUCGCGAAAAAUAUGAGUUUCGGUGCGAAAUCGGAGUAAAUGCCUGAAUUCCGAUGAACGGUCAAACAUGAAAGAAUCCAAUUAGAUUCCAUCGGCGAGCGGAAUGCGGGCGAGUUAGACGAGCUAGAAAUCAAAUAGUUUCUUCGGCUGUGAUCUCUCCGUGUAUCGAAAGUUUCUCCGGAUGCCUCUGCCCCUUUAACAGAAGCGCUAACCAACGUUUAAAUGUAUUUAUAAACAAACAAAUGCCGGCGCGCGUUCUCUCGCUUGAUCCUCAUUAUUCUUUCACGUUGAACAACUCCGCUUUGUCACCGUGACGUGUGUGUGCACGUGGUUUUUGCGUUAAACAUCGCACCGAACAAAUCGAGAGAUCGUUUAUUGAUACCGCAAACAGCUAAGCGAUUUAACUGCUUGGCGCGUUCAACUAGUUAUUUCCAACGGAUUUCGCCGUGUUUGUUGAAUAUCGGGCAAAUGUUAGAUCUCUCUACUAAUCUGCAUGUCAUGCGAGCGUAAUGUUACAAGGAAAUAAGUAGCGCAAAGGAAGGGCGAAAGGGAGGGAGAGGCACGGUGUUGCCAGGAACGAGCCGAAAUAACAUUUGCGAGAAAAAAAAUCGCCGGGCAUCGUUAAGUGUUAAGUGGCGUGUGUAAGAGUAUUAAGAUAACCCGUGUGGCGUGAUAGGACGUAGUUAAUCUCACGUGAGGACGGAACAGGGUGAGAAUCGGCGCCCGGCAGAAUGAGAGAGAUCGUCAGUCGCCGAUCGAGCAGGGACCCGCCGGCCCUUCGCACGAGAGAUGGUUUUUAGAAGGAAGAGGGCAUGACGCACCGAACUCAUGCAGUGGCGAAAACACGUGCGCAUCAAGUACGGUGGUCGAGUCGGUGUCGGUCAAGGACAGCGGGAGCGGGAGCAAGGGCAGCUGCAGGUGCGCGUGGUGCAGCUGCAGCGGGAAGGGGGCGCACGACUCAGCUACGUCUGUCAUCAGCCUCAACUCUCGUCGACGGCUCGCCGCAGCUGCAGCGCAGCAGCCAUGCUCUGCUGCGGCCGCAGGAAAGAGGGCCGGGGGGAAGUGACAGACAUAAGCGCAAGUCCUGGGAGGCAGGCACCUGCCAACCAGUUGCGCCCCAAGGAACCACCCCCCAUGGUCAUUCAAGGAGACUUCAGGAAGGUGAGCGGGAUCAGUACAGAGAUCUUCAAGCAGAUCGAGACUGUCGAAAACGAUCAUGACGCAUCGACAGCGGCGGCUCUCGAAGCUGUUGAGCGGAGAGGCGAGAUGGUCGUGCGUGUCAUUGAGCCUCGGCAAAUGGGUAGACAGGCUUCCGAGGCGGCGAAAAAAUUCAUUGCUAUGCAGGAUCCUAAGCACCCUAUCCACUUCGUCGAGAUAAUCAAACGACCGGGACAGACCCUCGGCCUCUACAUACGCGAGGGCAAUGGCGUCGACAGGAACGACGGAGUCUUUAUCUCCAGGAUAGCCCUGGAGACCGCCGUGUACAACAGCGGCUGCUUGAAGGUAGGUGACGAGAUCCUAGCGGUGAAUCUGGUCGAUGUGACGCAUAUGAGCCUGGAUGACGUUGUGAUCAUCAUGUCGAUACCGAGGCGACUUGUCCUGGCCACGAGGCACGGUCCACAUCAACCAAUUUCGCACAGCCGCCAGACUGAGCACAAGGCACCGCCGGUAGUAGUCAUCAAGAGGGAAUUGAACGAGGACGAGAGUGACCACGCAACAAGUAAUCACGUCAGGGAUGGCAGUAGCCGUAGACGAGGCGACGGGCGCGAAAUGUUGCCGUCGCGUUCGAGACUCGGCCUCACGGGUUUGGGAUCGAGCCAAGAUCUCGGAUCGAGUAACGGCGAUCUGUACUAUAAUUCACGGCCGGAGGGUCACUGGUCCUAUCAACCACCACCGCCGCCGGUUAUCACGCACCAGCCAAAACCUUCGUCGACGCAACACUUUCAGCCGUACGAGCGCGGUUAUCCGAAGACGUUAGAGAGCUUGGCCGAGAAAGAUUUUACAAAGGUACACCCCUUCUACACGGGGCCCAUGAUGCCCUCGAACGGCGGCCGGCGUAUGUCGACGGGUGGUGGAAUGCAAUCAGUCGGCGGCAGAUUGUCGGGCCAAACCACGCAGUCGACCCAUUACGGCUACGGUCAGCACACCGGAAGCGGAAGGAUCAUGCCGAGGAGUGGUUCCGACCAGCACCUACCCCGAGUCGAUUACACGAGCAUCACGACGCCGGCGCGACAUACCCUUCUUAGAUCCAGCUUGAAAUCAGGUACAUCAGCAUUACGUUACAACCCGAGGUACGGACAGACUGACAUAACAUCCGCCGCGCAGAGACAAGGACAAUUCGGCACCUUGACGAGGCGGCAUCGACCGUCGUUGGACUAUGCCUCCGACACCGAGGCUACAUGCUCCAGUUCACCGAAAUCAGCGUAUUACUAUUAUAGGCACAAUAUGAACAAUCCAUCUCAAAGCAGCGCCGUGUCGCAUUUAGCUACCCUAUCGAGGUCACAAAUCGGUCAGAGUUCCUCAGGUUUAAGGUCGAAUUCAUUACCACGAAGCGGUCGAACGUUGCCUCAACAACCUGGUCUCAGGUCGGGCCUCAGCACGGUCGCGUCGGGCCUGAUCGAUCAAGAGGACAGCGACGGCGCUCUAUCAGCGCCGGAAUUGCCUUCCAUCAGACGUGACAGAGGCAGGAUACCGUCCUCGCCGAGUGUGUUCACGUCGGACGAGUAUCGCGCCUGGCUGAGCCGCACGCCGAGUACCAGCGCCCUGUACGAGCAGAUCAGGGCGACCACAAGUAGACCACCCCGUUACACAUACAGCGCCGAGAACAUUCAUGCAGCUGUUAAUCAGGGUGACUACGGCAGUUACGGUGGAUACAGGCCGCUCUCGACCACGCUCGAUCGCCUGUCGACGAGAUCGGCCUCGGCCCAACAGGUCAAUCUCGCGAAUCUGAGAGCAUCGACGGCGAUCAGUUCGACGUGUCAUCGCGGUACAACGAAUCCGAGGCCAGCCUCGGUGGCUUCGAGCGCGCGCUCAUCGCUCGCGGCCCAGAAAGCAUCGCUGACGAGCUCCGCGAGUCAACGGGCGACGUCGGUCAGGAGGAUCAGGAACCUGUUGGACUUGGAAUCUACGAGGAGCAUACCUACCCCAACGCCUACCAGAACUCAGGGUCAAAUACUGCUAGAUAUUAAUCCUGCGGAGUUCCUCAAGUAUAAAAUAGAGAAGCCGCCGACCGUGGGCACUCCAAGCUCGACGAGCUCGCUUUUGAGCUCGCUCGGGGAUGCGACCGGCGGCGAUUUGGCAAGCGGAGUCAGCGGAUUGUUAUCGGUCCAUCUUUUAGCGGGGCGCGGUCUCCGAUCGACUACGACCUCAUCGGCUGCCACUACACCUUCCACUCCCUCAGGUCAGCCGAAUUUAGCUAGUUGCGGCUUGAGAGACUUGUACUGCGUAUUGGAGUGCGACAGGGUGCACAAAGCGCGCACGGUAGUGCGAACCGGUGAUCUGAUGUUUGACUGGGACGAAACCUUCGAGCUGGACCUCGUAGGCAAUCGGCAGCUGGAUCUGCUCGUUUACUCUUGGGACCCACAGUACAGGCAUAAACUCUGUUACAAGGGAUCGGUACAUUUGGCGAGUCUGCUGAAAGAGUCGCCGGAACAUCAGCUAGCCGUGAAGGUCGAGCCACGUGGCACAAUUUAUUUAAAACUACGAUACACCGACGCCCAACAAACUUUCCGUCGAAGGGGUCUGCCGGUCAUAUCCUUAGCUACAAGGGUAGCGCCUCUCUUCGGGGUUGAUUUGGAUACAGUGGUGAGUCGAGAAACUAAAACUGGUGGAGUUCCUGGUGGAGUUUCCACGGCUUUGGCGAUGGGAAUCCCGAAUGUUCCAAUUAUUGUGUGGCGUUGCGUCGAAGAAGUAGAGAGAAGAGGACUUGACAUUAUCGGUUUGUAUAGACUCUGCGGUUCGGCGACCAAAAAGAGGAUACUUAGGGAAGCUUUCGAGAGGAACGCACGGUCCGUGAAUCUGUCGCCCGACAACGUGCCGGACAUCAACGUCAUCACUGGAGUAUUGAAGGAUUAUUUACGGGAACUUCCGGAACCUCUCUUCACGAAGUGCCUCUACCAGAUGAUGGUCGACGCACUGGCCGUCUGUUUGCCGGACGACCCGCAAGGCAACGCUAAGCUUAUGUUCAGUAUACUAGAUUGCCUGCCUAAGGUCAACAGGUGCACGUUGAUUUACUUGCUGGAUCAUUUGGCGAUGGUGGUGUCGCAGUGCAAUAAAAUGUCACCUGCAAGCCUCGCCGUUUGCUUCGGCCCGGUAUUGAUGUUACACUCGGAAGAAAACGGACCCCCAUUGGAUUUCCAACAGCCGAUCGCCGUACUCAAGUACCUACUGGAGAUUUGGCCGGUAAAGUCAGUUCGGAAGACUUCUUCAGUCGGUUCAACACUUCCUCGAGUUACGCCAGUAGUCGAGCGCAGCAGCAGUCAGCAGCAUCUGCAGCAAGCGCAGCAGCAAGUGCAGCAGCAGCUGCAGCAACAGGUGCAACUGCAGGGAACAUUGGGACGCACAGGGCUGCCUUGGCAGCAGCCACCCUCACUUCAUCAUCAACCCCAAACUACGGUAGCCGCAGUCCUCGGACCUUCCAUUCGUCCUCCACCACCGGUCAAGCCUCGUCAGGUGAUAGUCUCGUCUCCCGGUUCACCUAGCAGCGAGGAGUCGGAGGCCUCGCCAGAGCCAAUUAACAAGGGCCUCCUGGGCAACUUGGUAUACGAAAAGAGCGACGAGACGGCGACGACGACGACAACGACAUCGAGCACGUCGGGCGGCAUUAGCGUCGGCGCCGGCGCCGGUACAGGUGUCGGCGUCGAGCAGGUGACGCCUACGAGCAGCGUCGACACCGAGGAGGGUAAUCCCCAACAUCCCGAGGAGGGCGAGAAAGGCGUCGAGGGUGACGUUGAAGCGAGCGACGACGAUCGACACCAACAUAUGUCCAAGACGCACUAAUUGUGGCCCGUCGUCGUCGCGCGGGUGUGCGCAGUGAGUAACGGAGAAGCCACGGAGAUGACCAUUCCUCGACAACGUAGACGAAUUAAGGGCUGCUUCGUCAAUUCUUACGUGUGGUAUUGACGGACAGAAGAUUGAAAGUUAGACCGAUCGGCUCGGGAAAUAAAACAAAUUUGCAGAAAGCGACUUAGUUAAUUUUAUUAAAAUCGUUAAUUUUGUAGAAUCGUAAAUAUUCUCGGAUUAUCAGGGGCUGAUAACGUUUAGCUAAAUACGAGAUAGGAUGAGCAUGUUAAAGUGAUCUGGACGAAAGUCUCGCACGGUGCUAAUGUUCGAAUGUCGAUUCGUAAGAAUCUUCGUUGCGCACCCCAAUCGAGAGUUACGGUAGUUGAUUGAUUCCAGUCUAUUCUGUUGCAAUGGGCAUGCUCGCUUGCGAGGAGUUGUUAAAGUUAAACGAGAAGAGAGCAAGAAAAGGAAAAGGCGGACGGACAAAUGGUCUCGAUCAGUGUUGCUACAUUAUGCUGGAGCUACUAUGUAGUAAAAUAAAAACUAGCGAUAGUAAAUAUCUCCCUUGAAUGUUACGUCUCGAUUUAUCGCCUCUUCUAAUCGCAAUUGAAAUUUCGUAAGGAAUAAAAUGCGAUACGUAUACUUACGACUGUAUUUAAUUAAAUAUAGUCAUAAAAAGGUAGCGUUACACGGAGGUGGUCGAGCAAUCAAACGAAGAGACGUGAUACUAUGAUCGUUAUUCGUCAUAGGAAGAUAAAUCAGGGAUGGAUAUACAUAUAUCUAUUCUGCUAGAAGCAACUACAAUUCGAACCGAAAUGCUAGACAAGUAAGGAGGUGAAGAUGGUUUACGUUACGUUAUUAAAAAGUCGCUGCUGGGAAGGCAACUCAAACAAUUCAGUCCUCAAACACGUUCAGUCCUCCGCACGUCACGAGAGUUUCCUUGUUUCGAAAACACUCGAUAGCCUUUCACAAGUAAUGGUCUCUCGGAGCAAAUGUUAGAUCGCAGAUGGAUCCAUCGCGCACACUUUGCCCUCGAUGCUCUCGGGCCACCAAGGGGGACGAGGAAAAAGGAGGAGAAAGGGAAUAGUCCCUCCACGUCGUCAUCGUCGGCAUUACUAACGUCAACACGACUCACAUGACACACAACACACAUAACUUAAGCGAGCCGGUCAACGAAGAGAGGCGCAUGUGGCAUACAUAAUAAUCAGUUUAUAUGCGAUAUACUAUAUAUACAUAUUAUAUAUACAUACGUAGACUAGUCACGAUAUUACGUGUGUGCUUUUGAUAAAAAACUAUUACUUGUAGCGUUAGCUAGCUCUCGUAUACAAAAACAAAGAUACAUGAACAAACAAACCGACAAACAAACAAACAAACAAACAGCUGAACUAGACGAUAUACAUAAUAUAUAUAAAGAUGUUAUACAUACGCCGGGGAAGAGGGGAGCGCGAGGACAUGGUGGUGUUUCUACAUGUCGACAAUAGGACAUAUAGGCGGAUUCGUUCGGACAUGUUUGCGCAUAGAUAUAGUAUCGGGCAAUCAACUGGCUAUUGUAUCAAUACCGGGCGAUCGAUUGUCCGAGAUUGGGUCGCGGAUGAUUGGAACAGGAGGAGGAGGAGCAGAGGAGAAGCCGCCGCGGGAGGAACUGACCGAAAACGAUAAUAAUUACGAGUAAACAGAAAUGCUACCGUUAAUUAUCUAUACUUUUAAAAACGGGGAACGUAAAAACGAGUAAAAAAUAGCCAGUAUUAUUAUACGUCUAAAGCAGUAAAACGAUGAUCGAACGAGAGAAAGAAUGCGAAAAUGCAAUGAGCAAAUGAGAGCGCUAGAGAAGAGAGAGAGGCGCGAAUGAACUAACGUAAAAUUAAUAAACGAUUAGGGAAGAAAGGAGGAGAAUUAAACGUAGACGCAGCCGUGUCGUCGCCGUGAUUGUUGGAAACGAUCGAGCGACGAUAAAAUCACGCACUACGAUUCGGAGCGAAGCCACGAGCGCCGAUCGCGACUCGUCAUAGUUAUCGCCGUAACACACUGUUAUCACACGAUCUCACUCGUGGCUUGGUUCGCGAUGAAGAAAAAAUGAAAAAGGAGCACUGUAACCUGUAUAAACACGCACGUAUAAAUAGAUAUUAUACACAUCCGCGUAAUCACCUAUUUCCGCACAGUUAUAGCGUUACCGCGCGAGAGUUACCGUACUCGAGGGUUUAGGGCGAAGGGCAAAUCGACGGGGCGAGGAGAUAGGGAGAGAGUAAAGUUUUAAUUGAAGUAGCCACGAAACCGAGACUAAUUGUAUAGCUGAGUGUAACGUGUACAUAUAUACGUAUACAUAUACGAGCCGCCAUACGCAAUCCUAGCUGUAUUUCCAGCCCCAGACUGUGUGAAUGUCGUUCGAUGUGUUUGCGUGGGUGAGUGCGUGCGAGUGAAUGCCGGGUACCAAAAGUAUCCUCUUUCGUUUCCCCGCGGAUAUAUCAACGGAUUUUCCGGAGAAACAAAGAUCCCUUUUCGUAAAAGUAGAAUUCAUAGGUAAAAGCCAAUCGUGAUCCUUUCAUCUUCGAAGCAAUUCCUUUUAAAUUAUUUGCGGGAUGCUGGCGUUACAUUUUCACUACGAAUCAAUGUUCACAAGAAUCGAAUAAUAAAACAAUACACAUUUACGAAUAAAGUCAAAUAUUCAUACAAUCCAUUUCCGUGAUCGAGCGUUGUGAAUUUUUAAGUGCUUUGUUUGUAGAUCAUAAGUUUUUAAUUUGUACCCGCAUUGCGUCAAACUUCUUCAAUUGUAGAUUGUGCUCUACUUUUGAUAGAAUUCGUACACUCCAUAACGCAUAAGCUUAUAAGCCCAUAUGAGGUCUUGGCUUUUCAAUAUGAUCGACUUAAUUCAUCAUGAAGAACAGACGCAGACACAAAGUAUCCAGUGUUCCUCGCCGUCCUGAUUUUAGUAAUAAAUCAAUUAUGAAAGAGAGAGAGAAUGAGAGCAAGAAUGAGAGUAUGAUUAACAUUAACUAUUAUACGUGAAAGCACACUGCCGCAAUUUUAUAUAAUUGACUGUUGUUAUACCUAUAGCUACGUACAUAUAUAUAUUAUAUACAUUAUAUACAUACACAUUAUACAUAUAUACAUAUUAAUCGAGACUUAACGAGCCGCGAUACGUGUCGAUCGCAAGGAGUCCAGGAUAUGGCCAGUGAUUUAAUUUAAGGUAGUUUCUUCCGCUGACGCGCGGAUCCGAAAUGAAUUGAAAUCUUUCGAUGGCGGCGAGAGUCACGUUUGAUCCCUACUAAGAUUUACAGAAAUUCUGAGGCAACGCGUUUCCACAGAGUAUAGAUAUCUAAGAGAUACUUAUAUCUAAAUACCCAAAAACAGUCUCCAGAUUUCUGUAUCUUACCGAGAAAAACAUUAUCUAAAAAUAUUAAGAAUAUUUAAUAAAAAUAAUUAUUAUUACACAUGUUUGCCUGUAUAAAUUUGCGAUUAUCGAUAAAUGAUAAGAUAUGCAAUUUUUCGUAAGUUUUUCUCCUUCGAUAAAAAAAAAACGUGACAAACGCGGCCGGAGGAUCAGCAGGAUAGCGGAAGCUCGUUAGAGGAUAUUACUCAUCGGGAUCUUCGCGCGUUCUAUAUCCGCAAUUUGGUUAUGUAAUAAUUUUUCGAAAAUAUCCCUCUGUUCGCGCGCGCCAUAGACUGGAUGUAACGCGAGGUCCUUCGAGAGUCCUCGUAUCGCUCGCGCAGGAUAACCCCUUGGUCAAAUUGAGCUAAGCAAAGGAACAGGGACGGCAAACGGACGCAGUAAAUCGUGCUCUCGACUUUCCCACACAAUCGCAAUCCCCACAUUUUAUUUAUCAUUUUUCUCCCCUUUGCAUCUCUUCUUUCAAUAAAAAAAAAAAAAAAACAGUAGGUAGGUAACAGAGAGUAUUCCGAUCUCGUGCUAUUGAUUGGCCGUAUUAAACAGUCGAGUUUCGAAUUUUAAAAAAUGAGUACACCUCCGAAAGAAACGAGUCGGGAUAGAUAUAGAAAAGAAUAAAAAAGAUCGGAAAGAUACGCGUAAUAACAAAAUUCGCGGGAACAAAAGAAAAGUCAGUCAAGAACGCUCGAGAGUCACGCUAGAAAUUCACAGAACUUGCUUACGACUUGCCAGGAGAUGACGCAGAUAUCGAAGGAUAGUAAAAUAAUGAGAAGAGCAAGGGGCAUAACGUCGAUAUACAAAUAUAAUUUUUUAACCCGCUUUACCUGAUUCUCUUGUGCACUCGCAUUUCAUUAAUCAAGAAAUUAUUAUUAUUACUUAUGGAGGAAUUCGCGUUAAACAGAUCCAGAGACUUGUAUUCACGAUUUUAGAACUCUCGAUCGAAUGGUUUUGCAAGCACGUUUAUAUAAAAAAAUUUAUAUACAUACAUAUAUAUAAUAUAUACAUACAUAUAUUAGAUAUAG
This is a messenger RNA of Temnothorax curvispinosus, 9692 nucleotides long. RefSeq names its product rho GTPase-activating protein 100F (gene RhoGAP100F). Lineage: Eukaryota; Metazoa; Arthropoda; Insecta; Hymenoptera; Formicidae. The coding region runs from base 1116 to 5285 and encodes 1389 amino acids. Gene Ontology annotation, molecular function: protein binding. The record is from RefSeq and is a predicted model, not a curated record. Gene Ontology annotation, biological process: signal transduction. The transcript is spliced from 22 exons.